Molecule: messenger RNA, 1938 nt
Organism: Lagopus leucura (white-tailed ptarmigan)
Lineage: Eukaryota; Metazoa; Chordata; Aves; Galliformes; Phasianidae
Gene: ISCU
Product: iron-sulfur cluster assembly enzyme
Biological process (GO): iron-sulfur cluster assembly; intracellular iron ion homeostasis
Cellular component (GO): mitochondrial matrix; cytoplasm
Molecular function (GO): 2 iron, 2 sulfur cluster binding; ferrous iron binding
Source: RefSeq, a predicted model, not a curated record
AUGGCGGCGCUGAGGGCAGCGGGGGCGGCGCUGCUGCGGCCGGGCGGGGGGGCGGCGGCGGGGGUGGGCUACCAUAAGAAGGUGGUGGAUCACUACGAGAACCCGCGCAACGUGGGCUCUCUCGAUCGCAACGCAAAGAACGUGGGCACGGGCCUGGUGGGCGCCCCGGCCUGCGGCGACGUCAUGAAGCUGCAGGUGGAAGUGGAUGAGAACGGCCGCAUCGUUGAUGCUCGCUUCAAAACCUUUGGCUGUGGCUCUGCCAUCGCCUCCAGCUCGCUGGCAACAGAGUGGGUGAAAGGGAAAACGGUUGAUGAAGCAUUGAAAAUCAAGAACACGGAUAUUGCAAAAGAACUUUGCCUUCCUCCAGUCAAACUGCACUGCUCUAUGCUGGCUGAGGAUGCAAUCAAGGCUGCCUUGGCUGACUACAAGUUGAAGCAGGAUCCAAAGAAAGGAGAGUCUGAGCAGAAAGCAAACUAAUUCAUAAAUGGACUGUAGAGGUUGUCUUCAUUCCAGUUAAAUUUGCAGUGCAAUUAUUCUAGCUUUUAAUAGAAUCCUGUGCACUACUCGAGAAGCUGUAAAAUACGCACAACUCAACGCACAAUGUGUCACUGCUCCUGUGUGUGUAGCCACCCUGGUAGUGCUUAAGUGACUGGAACGUGGGUAUUUCAGCAGCCUUUGUCCUGUUGGGACUGGUUUUGAAAUGUCAAAAGUGAAGGACUGCUCCACUGCCGGGAACCCCAGUAGCUUCUUAAGAGAGAAAGAAUCCUGCUGUUCCAGCAUUGGAAGGGCUGCACUUUUUUCUUCUGGAAAUGUAUAGUUUUGCCUAUUGUUUUACAGAGUUUGGUGGGAAACAUUGCCUUGGUCUUGAUGUAAGAUCCGCAGGUCACUAUGUAAUUCAUUGCAGUAUAUAAGUUUUGGGUGGUUUGUCUGCAGCUGUGUUGGAGUUUGGUUUCACAAUCUGUGACCUCUCACAUGCUGUCUAUCCCCUGCGUCAUGCUGCUCUCUGGGAGGAGCUGGGAUGCUUCAGCAGGCACUAGAGGGCACUGACUGUGUGACUGUGGGAGGUGAGCACAUAGCAACUGCGGUUGGGUGCCAGGAAGCACAGACCCAGCAGCGUUGGCAGGUCUUGUUUGUGCUCAUAUCCUCCAAUAGCAGGAGAGUUAACGUUGGAGCAUCUUUUAAAAGCAUUCAAACCCUUCAAUUUGCUAAAUACCGUUAAAAGAGAUUAAAUACACACUGAGGAUUCAAACACAGAAUGCAAAUAGCUUAACUGGGAUGUAAUACUGAGGGGAAUCUCCCUGGAAGACCAGGAGUCAGUCUGUACUCUCUGGGGGUGUCUUCUGAACUUCUCCCAUCCCCUCCAAAGCAGAGCUAGCAGUCAGUGUUCUUGUUACUAAGCCAGGGACAGAAGGGGAUCCUUACCUGCUGCAGGAGCUGAUUUUGGAUGCUAUUUCUGACAGCCUCUGUUGCCUUUAGUAGUUUUAGGGCUGGAUUCUCUUCAGCUGUGGAAGGAAGUUCAAAAACACAGCCUGGCAGAUGCGCAGCUAAAGCUGCUUGAACUGCUUUGCUGGAGAGGUGAGUUGUGGAGAGAGCAAGGGUAAUGCUCACUAAGUGAAAGAUUUGCACACCCACCACAUGAGCCGGCUCCCUGGGAGCGUGGGGCACAGCAUCAUUUCAAAACAAGCGUUUUAUGGCCACACAGCAUGGCUUACCCUCUGUUCUUCAGGCCUCCGUGCUCCCCUGUGCCUCACGCUGAUGGCUAUUUUCCAAGGGAGCGUUGCCACAGAUCUUCAAAUCAAAAGAUAAUAACACUUGAAAAACCUCCCCUGCUCUUACAGAUUUAAAACAUCCUCACCCCACACCCCGCCCUAUCUUCCUUUCCAGUUUUCAUACCUAUAUGAUGUUUCACAGCUGCAUUAAAAACAAUGAGUUUGAAAA